GCAAAGUUUAAAUCAACGACCUGCCCAACCAAUAAAUAUGCCUGGUAUGCAAAACAAGAUGCCAGGUAUGGGUAUGAUGCCGUCGCAAACUGGUGGUCCAAUGAAUCACAUGGGCCCCAUUCAGAGUAUGCAAAACAAUCCUAUGCUGACUCAAAUGAAUCAGAUGGGACAAGGAAAUAUUCCUCCACAAAUGAAUCAAAUGGUGCCUGGACAAAUGGGUCAAUUAGGCGGACAGAUGCAACAAAAUAUGCAGUCCCAGAUGCAGACUCAACUACCAGGUCAAAUGACUAAUCAAAUUACAGGACCAAUAGGCAAUAUACAGACUAGUAUAUCGCAGCAAAUGAAUCAAAUUGGUCCUGGACAAUUAGGCCCUGGUCAGAUGCAACAGCAGUUAAAUCAUAUUCAAAGAAAACCAAGUGAAAUGAUGAAUACUGGAUUUCCUGGUCCACGUAAUGUUACACCUAAUCAAUUCUUGAGACAGAGUCCAUCUCCUUCAGCUCCAAGCCCAGCUGGAUUGGGAGCACCGUCGAGUAAUCAAAUGGUAGCCUCGCCUGCUUUAGUGCCAUCACCAAGUCCUCAGCAUGCCAUCAUGACAGGACCAACUCGAUCCGUGAAUUCCGUAGGUAUGGCACCAUCUCCAAGCAGUUCGUUAAAUACUCCCGGAGGUGUAGGUGCUACACCAAGUCCUCAGCAAGAAGAUCAAGCUUACAGAGACAAAGUUAGACAGUUGAGCAAAUACAUAGAACCAUUACGAAGAAUGAUUGCCAAGAUGAGCAGCGAAGGAAAUGUUGAUAAACUCAGUAAAAUGAAGAAGCUCUUGGAAAUUUUAUCAAAUCCCAGUAAACGUAUGCCGUUAGAUACGUUACUAAAAUGUGAAGUUGUCUUGGAAAAAUUAGAUUUUAAAAGAGGAGACGGUAGUGUGGGACCGCCAGUAACAACAUUGAAGGAGCAUCAAAUUUUCAGUCCACUAUUAGAAGCCGUAAGCGCACAUCUCCAAAGUCCGGUAAUCAAUCACACAUUGCAACGCACUUUUGGACCAUGUUUGGAUGCAUUAUUUGGACCAGAGAUAAAAAAUUUGCCACUACCUUUAAAGAAGCAAAAAAUAGAGGAAUCAUCUAGCGAAAUACCAGAUGUAUUACAAGGAGAAAUAGCUAGAUUGGACCAACGUUUUAAAGUAUGUAAUAUCAGCUUCUAA
Messenger RNA from Trachymyrmex cornetzi, 1195 nucleotides. It is a transcript of the gene MED15, whose product is annotated as mediator complex subunit 15. Lineage: Eukaryota; Metazoa; Arthropoda; Insecta; Hymenoptera; Formicidae. The record is from RefSeq and is a predicted model, not a curated record. The coding region runs from base 38 to 1195 and encodes 385 amino acids. The transcript is spliced from 7 exons.